This is a messenger RNA of Salmo salar (Atlantic salmon), 7365 nucleotides long. Its product is annotated as protein phosphatase EYA3. NCBI's taxonomy places the organism in Eukaryota, Metazoa, Chordata, Actinopteri, Salmoniformes, Salmonidae. Gene Ontology annotation, cellular component: nucleus. The record is from RefSeq and is a predicted model, not a curated record. Gene Ontology annotation, molecular function: protein tyrosine phosphatase activity. Gene Ontology annotation, biological process: multicellular organism development; negative regulation of extrinsic apoptotic signaling pathway in absence of ligand; cell differentiation.
AUUUGAGCUGUUCUUGCCAUAAUAUGGACUUGGUCUUUUACCAAAUAGGCCUAUCUUCUGUAUACCAGCCCUAACUUUUCACAACACAACUGAUUGGCUCAAACGCAUUAAGAAGGAAAGAAAUUCGACAAAUGAACAAGGCAUAUCUGUUAAUUGAUAUUAGCGUUCCAGGUAACUACCUCUUGAAGCUGGUUGAGAGAAAUAUAUUUUUAUUUGUUUAACACUUCUUUUGGUUACUCCAUGAUUCCAUGUGUUAUUUCAUUGUUUUGAUGUCUUCACUAUUAUUCUACAAUGUAGAACAAAGUAAAAAUAAAGAAAAACCCUGAAAAUAGUAGGUGUCCAAACAUAUGCGCAAUUCAUAGACUAUAAUGAUUUACUAAAAUUAAAUGUUUUAAGUGCUGAGUGCUUUAUGUCCCUACCAGCCUAUUGUGUUGCACUCACAAAUGCUUCACAAUGUAUUUCUUUGUAGGCUAUAGCCUUGAAAUUACAGCCUAAAUAAUAAAUUGUAGUUCCUCCUUAGUCUCCCUGUCUGUCUCCUGACCUAUUUAGAGUGUUUCUAUGCUGUUUAAUAUGACAUGUAGCCUAUUUAAAAUGGUGAGCUUCUUACCUUCACCGUUUUAAUGUUUAUUCAACUACUUUUCAUUCAAAUCAUAUGGUUUGGUUUCAAUACUUCAAAACCAAAUGGUAGGUCCAGGUAGUCACAAAAAAAAUAGAUGCAUGUUGGUUAAAUAGUGACAUAAUGAAUGGAGUGAAUUUGGAGCGCCAGUUUAUUUUUUCCCUGUGAGUGCAGCGCAGUUUUUUUUUUUUAGCGGAGCAGUUGAAAAGGAUGCUCACAUACUCUGGUGCUGACCGUGCUGUGGGAAGGAAAUGGGCUGUGAUAUUUGGUACAUGGAUGUCGAUGUGUGUUUUUAGGGGACUACGUGAUGACCAGAUCCCUCCUACUCUCUUGGGCUCAGGAGAUCAGGACAAUUCAUACUCUACGUUGUCUGAUGCCCAGCUUGAUGGAGCGGUGGCCAGCAGAGUGCUCACCACAACAACAGCCUCUGAAUAUAACUCACACAUCUACCAAGGAAGCAGACCAGCAGUCACAUCCUACACCACCAGCCAGGGUGCCUUUCCUCCUCUGGCCCAGGCCACUGUCUACACCGCCUUCCCCCAGGCAGGACAGACCCAGGCCACUGUCUACACCGCCUGCCCCCAGGCAGGACAGACCCGGGCCACUGUCUACACCGCCUGCCCCCAGGCAGGACAGACCCAGACCACUGUCUACACCGCCUUCCCCCAGGCAGGACAGACCCAGGCCACUGUCUACACCGCCUGCCCCCAGGCAGGACAGACCCAGACCACUGUCUACACCACCUUCCCCCAGGCAGGACAGACCCAGGCCACUGUCUACACCGCCUUCCCCCAGGCAGGACAGACCUACGGCCUCCCACCAUUUGGUGCUAUGUGGCCAGGUAUUAAGUCAGAGACGGGGCUGCCUGAUGCAGCACCCUCUGUUGGCCAGCCUGGGUUUCUCAGCUUCAGAUCAGCAUAUACCUCAACCCAGCCAGACCCAGACCAUGUGCACUGCUCAUACCCCAGCCAAGGCUCCAGUUUCACUACAUCCAGUGUGUACACUAACAUCCCCUGCGCUUCCGCAGCUACAGAGGCUCACCAGGAGUUCAGCAGCAACUAUAACGUAAACUCUCUGGGCCAGACCCAGUUCCCUCAGUACUACGCCCCGCCCCUUAGCUACGUCCCCGCCGGGCUGCCCAAUAGCGAAGAGAAUGGAUCCAGUAUGGGUGUGGCCGGGUAUCCAGCUAUAAAGACGGAGGGCAGUGCCUUGGCUGGACUGCCCAGCACUACAGAUGCAUGCCCACGUGAGAACCUCCCGCCCGGGGUAGCCCUGCCUACAGGUGUGGCCCUCCCCAUGGGGGCCCUAGACCAGGAUGAGGCAGGGAGGAGGAACCCUGCUGGGAAGGCUAAGGGGAAGGCCAAGAAAUCAGACAGCAACCAGCCUACUGACGCUGACCUGGAGCGAAUCUUUCUGUGGGAUCUGGAUGAAACUAUCAUCAUUUUCCACUCCCUGCUCACUGGGUCCUUCUCUCAGAAGUUUGGCAAGGACUCCGACACUGUGCUGAACCUGGGCCUUCAGAUGGAGGAGCUGAUCUUUGAGCUGGCAGACACACACCUUUUCUUCAAUGACCUGGAGGAGUGUGAUCAGGUCCAUGUUGAAGACGUAGCCUCUGAUGACAACGGACAGGAUCUGAGCGCCUACAACUUCCUGGCGGAUGGCUUUAACGGCCCCAGUGGUGGAGGUGCCACCACAGGAGUCCAGGGCGGGGUGGAGUGGAUGACGAAACUGGCCUUCCGUUAUCGUCGCCUGAGGGAGAUCUACAAUGGAUACAAAGGGAACGUGGGAGGCCUGCUGAGUCCCAUGAAGAGGGAGCUUCUCCUCCGGCUCCAGUCUGAGAUGGAGAAUAUGACAGACGCCUGGCUCAGCACAGCACUCAAAUCCUUGCUGCUUAUCCAGUCCAGGUCAGCUCAGGGUAAGUGUAUGAAUGUCCUGGUGACGACCACCCAGCUGGUGCCUGCUCUGGCCAAAGUGUUGCUCUAUGGCCUUGGGGACGUCUUCCCCAUAGAGAACAUCUACAGCGCCACCAAGAUAGGGAAAGAAAGCUGCUUUGAGCGGAUCGUCUCUCGCUUUGGGAAGAAUGUGACCUAUGUGGUGAUUGGAGACGGUCGUGAUGAGGAAUUCGCAGCAAAACAGCACAACAUGCCUUUCUGGCGUAUCACCACCCACGGGGACCUGGUAUCCCUCCAUCAAGCCCUGGAACUAGACUUCCUGUAGAGCGGAAGGAAUGGAGGUUAGACACAAAGGUAAACUUGGUCGGUCCCCCCCCCCCCAACCCUUCUGUUUGCUUGUGGAGUGACAUUAUUAUGUCCUCAGCUCCACACCAUCCCUCAAACACCUGCUGGCUCUAGUGUGUCGCUCUUUUCCCCGUGUGAUGGCCGUGGACUGAUCUGAGGUGGACUUUGGGGGUGUCAGUGGCUGGGAAGCAGACUGGACAGACAGACCUACUCUCUGCUGUAGAGCUCCUCCUCCCCAGCAACACUCUCCAUAUGGCAGCUAUCUUCUAAAGACUGAGCCUGAUCACUGGGGCAUAGCAGCAGCAGCAGCAGCAGCGACCCACUGACCGACACCGACAGGCAGGACAUGACUAAAAUUAAGACCAGUCCCAUAUCUCUUUCCCCCGAAGUGUCUGUAGUCUCUGGCUCCACAACCCACAGGCUGUUUUCCUCUGUUCUCUCUCUGUCUGCAUCCCAAAUGACACCCUUUUCCCUAUGCAGUACACCAUUCUUUGAUGAGAGCACUAGGCCCUAUCAAACGUAGUGCACUACAUAGGGAAUAGGGUGCCAUUUGGGACGUAGCCUCUUGUUAGUGGAUCGACUAAAGCAAAGGUCUGCAGCCCUGUCUGGCAUCCCGGACGGACACUUAUGGUUGUUUAGAGCUUACACUUUUCCUAUUUCUCUUUCUGUAGGGUAGCUAUUCAUGAAAGGAUGUCACUUCGAAUGUUUUUUAUAAUUUGUAUUUUUAAAAGGUUGUUUUGCACUCAUUCCAAAGCAUUAAAUUCCAAAUGACUGAGGUAUCAUUGAUGAGGGUUGGUAAUAAUUUGUCUUUUCAAAGCAUAUGAUUAGAUGGCUACUUAAUGACCUUCAAUUGACCUUCUGGAUGUAACCUUUCCACUAGUUCACUAACAGUACUGACGUGUUCUCCAUAGAGACCUCCGCUGUCCUGACCUCUCCACUGUGUCACAGACUUCAACAGCCUAACUGACUUCUGUGGUCUUUUUACAUAACUGAUGUGUGGUCAGAAUGACUCCAUGAAGACCCUAACUAACCUGAAUUCCACUGCAUGAUAUCAAGGACGCCAGGUUACUAUGUAGUUAAUCAUAAAAACAGCCAAACCAGGCCUUUCUGUGAGAACAGCCAAACCAGGCCUUUCUGUGAGAACAGCCAAACCAGGCCUUUCUGUACAUUUACAUCUAAGAAACCAAGGAUGGGCUUUCAAAACAAUGUGCAUCUUCUUCAGCGAGACGCUGAUGUGAACGUGUCUACAUAACCUGUCGAAGAAACCUCCCCUUGGAGUAACUGUUCCUCAGAGCACAGCCCUAAGUGUCCUUGAAUUCCUGCAAAGAGACUUAACUUGACAAUGAGUAUUUUUAAAAAGCAGUUGGCUGGAAGGGAUGGCAAAUCGCACAAUGCAAUCACUUUGUUAUGUUAUUGUUCAAUACUGGAAAUGAUGUUAGACCAAGAAGUCACAGGAGAUUUGUCUGCCCAAGGUGGUCUAGAUUGUCACAACAUGACGGAUAAUUUGCGUCACAAAGCUCAAGUGUUGUCAUUGAUAAAUGGAAAUGUUUCUAUGUCUCUGUUGUAGAAUCAAUCUCCAAUUGAUUUUCCUCCAUUUUGAUUCGUGAGGCUCACACACAACCCCAUUAUUUCAUAGUGGUGGUUACCAUAGUGGUGGUGUAUUGGGACCUCUAAAUGUGCUAUUGAUUGUACGGGACCGGCUGCCCAAAAAAAUAUAGGCCUACCGCCACUGUGUGCAGUGUAGUCAGUCUAGCAUUGUUAUUAUAAAUAUAAAUAUAGGCCUACCGCCACUGUGUGCAGUGUAGUCAAUCUAGCGUCGUUAUUAUAAAUAUUGGGGAAAAACACCAGGAAUGACUGGGGGGGUUAGCUGGUCGUGAGGUGGUUAGAGGGUUGAUGUUAUGAAUCCCUGGUCCAUGUGAGAUUACGACUGAACAAUACUGAGCCCGAUGAUGACGAUCAUUUUGACACUUACGGCUUGACCAGUAAGAAUGUUUUUCUUGUGUAUUUCUUUGUGUGUCUGUAUAUAUAUAUGCAUACUGUGCCUUUUUCAACCCUCUAUAUUAUAUAUCUAUACAUGCGUCAUCUCUACAGGAAAUACUUCAGAUGUGUUAAACACAUGAUCACACAUGGUUGUUACACACUUUAGUUGAAGUCUUUUAUUUUACUACAACUACUUUUUUUUAUACCAUCAUUAAUCUGCUGAAACUUUUUAUUUUUAACCAUCAGCAACACGGAGAUGGUUACUAUGUGAUUUUUGUUUUCUUCCCCUUCUCCCUUUUUACAGUUCAGUUUUUAUUCAGUUUUGAUUGUCCUGCCAAUACAUAAAUGUUACAGCUGAAAUGCUCUGCUGUCAAGACGAGUCACACCCUUGUCCUCUAAGUCAGAGCAUCCGUUUCCAUGUUGAAACCCGCUGUCACCACCUUUUUAGUUUAUUUGACCUUUUUUUUUGUCACUGUAUCUUGCUUUCACUGCUUAGACAAUCACAUCUCAAUCACAUGGUACUUUGAGUGGUGUCCAGAUCCACCAUACAUCUGGUGAAACAUAUAAAGUAGUCUGUAACAGUACCACUAAGGGACAUGAGAGAAAUAGUAAGCAUUGGAAAAUGAUGAAUUAGAUUCUUUGGAAUGGAAGGGGUGUCUUGGACAUGGAAUUUUGUGAAGUUGACAAGACAGACCGGUGUCUUUAAUUUACUGGCUGCACAUUCAUAUUACGAUCUGUUUCCACAAGUUUUUUAUUUUUUAAAUUUAUUUUUCUCCAGAGAUGUGAAUAUAAGAUCAAACAAGCCUGAUCCUCUGACCCACAUCUUCAAUAUCUAACAUCAUGGAAAUCAAUCAACUCCCAACCAAAAACAUUUAAACUGUUAUUGCUCAUUGUCAUGCUGAUCACAUCUCUAGUGUUGCUUUUCACCUUUUGGUUGGUAUGAUUUCGUUUUUUUUUUUGUCAGAUGUUUACAGUAUUUCUAUCAGUGACGGUUUCUGUUUUUUUAAAGUACUCUGUUGCUAACAAAAAGUGUGAUUCUGUACUUCUGCAUUUUGACCAGUCUGUGUUGGCUGUCAUGGAAAUGUUUUUUUUUGUACUAUUUCAACUGUCGAAUGCAAUGAGCUAUGAAGGUACAUAGCUUUGUAGGGAUACAUCUGGCUCAACUUGUUCAUGCUUGUAGGGAUGUAUUUGGCUCUACUCAAGAUGAUGAAACAUACACUAUAUAUACAAAAGUAUGUCGACUCCCCUUCAAAUUAGUGGAUUUGGCUAUUUCAGCCACACCCGUUGCUGACAGGUGUAUAAAAUCGAGCACACAGCCAUCCAAUCUCCAUAGACAAACAUUGACAGUAGAAUGGCCUUACUGAAGAACUCUGUGACUUUCAGCGUGGCACCGUCAUAGGAUGCCACCUUUCCAACAAGUCAGUUUAUCAAAUUUCUGCCCUGUUAGAGCUUCCCCGGUCAACUGUAAGAGCUGUUAUUGUGAAGUGGAAACGUCUAGGAGCAACAAUGGCACAGCCGUGAAGUGGUCACACGAGCUCAUAGAACAGGACCGCUAUGCUGACGCGUGUAAAAAUAGUCUGUCCUUGGUUGUAAUACUCACUACCAAGUUCCAAACUGCCUCUGGAAGCAAUGUCAGUACAAUAACUGUUUGUCGGGAACUUCAUGAGAUAGGCUUGUGUGCGGCCAUGGAAAACUAAGAUCACCAUGCGCAAUGCCAAGCGUCUGCUGGAGUGGUGUGGCGCUCGCUGCCAUUGGCCUCUGGAGCAGUGGAAACGCGUUCUCUGGAGUGAUGAAUCACGCUUCACCAUCUGGCAGUCCGACAGACGAAUCUGGGUUUGGCGGAUGCCAAGAGAACGCUACCUGCCCGAAUGAUUAGUGCCAACUGUAAAGUUUGGUGGAAUAAUGGGGCUGUUUUUCAGGGUUCGGGCUACGCCUCUUAGUUCCAGUGAAGGGAAAUCUUAACGCUACAGCAUACAAUGUCAUUCUAGACAAUUCUGUGCUUCGAACUUUGUGGCAACAGUUUGGUGAAGACCCUUUCCUGUUUCAGCAUGACAAUGCCCCUGUGCACAAAGCAAGGUCCAUACAGAAAUGGUUUGUCGAGAUCGGUAUGGCAGAAUUUGACUGCCUUGCACAGAGCUCUGACCUCAACCCCAUCGAACACCUUUGGGAUGAAUUGGAACGCCGACUGCAAGCCAGGCCUAAUCGUCCAACACCAGUGUCCGACCUCACUAGUGCUCUUGUGGCUGAAUGGAAGCAAGUCCCCGCAGCAAUGUUCCAACAUUUAGUGGAAAGCCUUCCAGAAGAGUGGAGGCCAACUCCAUAUUAAUGCUCAUGAUUUUGGAAUGAGUUGUUUGACGAGCAGGUGUCCACAUACUUUUGGUCAUGUAGUGUAUAACUGAGUCGAAUGUGUUUUCCCACCCCAGUUUUUUUUGUAUGGGACCGGAACACUGUUGAAGGCCCAAUAAGGUUGUCUUGUGUACAUUAAGAAUACUGAUGUUAGUGUAAAUACAAAUAAAAGUACUUUUGAAGGUG